AUGUCCAACCCUAACCUCAGGGAGAAAGACACCACCAUGUCCAACCCUAACCUCAGGGAGAAAGACACCACCAUGUCCAACCCUAACCUCAGGGAGAAAGACACCACCAUGUCCAAGGAGCUUUUUGGACAAGACAUCUCUCCCUAGUGACUCACAUGGCCAGCUCAAUUAAAACCAAAGUUGGAGCUUUUCAUUUCCCUGAAUAUUAAUAUAGAGUGUGAAGCUGGUCUAUUCCAGUCUGAUGUUGAUGAUAAUCAUGAUGACUCAUACUGCAUACUAGCGAGGACUGGGAGGGGAGCUUGUUGAUGACAUGUUGACACUGUGUGUGUUGGUGUGUGUGUGUGUGUUGGUGUGUGUGUGUGUGUGUGUGUGUGUGUGUGUGUGUGUGUGUGUGUGUGUGCAGAGCCUGCUGUUGUUGAGUCCUACAGAGCGGUUCCUAACGGAGCAGUGUUUGGACCACCAUGCCUUCCAGACACCGCGACCUGAGCCUCCUGCACCCACACCAGUCCGCUCCUCUAAGAGGAAGCCUCAUCACACAGACAACAGCGCCCCCACCAGGUAGACAACAGUAUUACACCAGGCAUGGAGCUGGAACAGUAUAUUGUUUACUACUCUGCCAUUCUCAAUAUGUUGUGAACAUUUACUACUCUGCCAUUCUCAAUAUGUUGUGAACAUUCACUACUCUGCCAUUCUCAAUAUGUUGUGAACAUUCACUACUCUGCCAUUCUCAAUAUGUUGUGAACAUUUACUACUCUGCCAUUCUCAAUAUGUUGUGAACAUUCACUACUCUGCCAUUCUCAAUAUGUUUGUGAACAUUCCACUACUCUGCCAUUCUAAUAUGUUUGUGAACAUUACUACUCUGCCAUUCUCAUAUGUUGUGAACAUUUACUACUCUGGCCAUUCUCAAUAUGUUGUGAACAUUCACUACUCUGCCAUUCUCAAUAUGUUGUGAACAUUUAUAACUACUCUGCCAUUCUCAAUAUGUUGUGAACAUCUUCAAUGAUUUGUCAUAUAUCCAGCUGAAUAGAAAGAAACAAAUAUGGAUAUGAAAGCCCUCUCCCCCCUCUCUCCCUCUCCUCUCUCUCUCUCUCUCCUCUCUCUCUCACUCUUCUUCUCUCCUUCUCUCUCCUCUGUCUCUCUCCUGUCUCUCUCUCUUGUCUCUCUUCGUCUCUCCCUCAAUUUUCCUCCCUCCCUCUCUCCUGGUAAUCUCCUCUCUUCUCUCUCUCUCUCUCUCUCUCUCUCAUUUCCUCCCUCCCUCCCUCAUUUCCUCCCUCCCUCUCCUCCUGGUAAUCUCUCUCUCUCUCUCUCCCUCUCCUCCUGGGCAGGAGUCAUGGUGUUAAGGGUUCAGACCACCACCGCUCAGCUAGUAGAGACUGUUCCAGCCUGCCCCGUCACGAAGACCUCCAACCUAGCAAUCACCCUAGCAACGACAGCUUCCUGAACGGCAACAGCCUGAGCCCCAUCCUCCGCCCCAAGAGCUAUGCCCCGCCCCCCCAGCUCCUGAACCGCUCAGCCUCAUGCUCCAAGGACCUAGCCAACAACAACCUACCCCACCUCCUCAACCCCAAAGAGACCAAGAACAACCUACCCCACCUCCUCAACCCCAAAGAGACCAAGAACAAAGACUUUGACUUCACCUCCGGAGCCAAGGCAUCAGACGGGCCGGGAGCCAAGUACCUCAAGUCCAACAGCCGCUCUCAGCAGAACCGCCAUAGCUUCGUAGAGGGAAAGACCAGCACCCUGACAUCUGGAGACAAACACAGAGCCAGAGACCGAGACCGCCACAGCUACAUUGGGGAGCAUGGGUCCUCUAAGUCUGCAGGAGGGUUAGGGUUAACAGGAGGCUCCUAUAUAAACCUGUCUAAGAGCCAUGGGGCCCUCAGCGAUGCCAAGUCAGUAGGGAACCUUAGCGACCCACGUCUCCAUGGUGACGAGCCUCCAUCACGCUACUUCCCUACUUCCUGUCUGGACCUCAACGCUCCUGGCAGCCCGGCGACCGGUCAUCAUGGUCACAGCCCUGCAGGCCGGCGCUCGGAGAGAGAGAGCAACACGCUAGACUCCUCCUCCCGACGCACCUCCUCACGACACAAGAGCUCUGAGGAGGCCAAGUCCCCUGAGGGAGGAGACCCAGGAGGAGGAGGAGGUGGAAGCCAUGGUCACUCCCUGUCCGCCCCUCAUGAGGCCUUCCCCUACGGCCUGGGAUACACCUCCCCCUUCUCCUCCCAGCAUAGACCUCACCGCCACUCCAUGUACGUGCGACGGGAGCGUCAGAGGACCCACGGGGGAGGCAGUGAGGGGGGGCUGGCGGUGGGACAAGGGAUGCCCACCAGAGCCUCCAGCCUUCAGCUGCUCUCCCCCCAGCUGCAGCACCGCACCUUGCCCAUGCACUCUGGAGGAUCUUCAACAGAGGACAUCACCAGGGUCAGUCCAUUACCAAACACUCAAACACACUACCAGACCCCUACCUAG
Messenger RNA from Coregonus sp. 'balchen', 2469 nucleotides. Lineage: Eukaryota; Metazoa; Chordata; Actinopteri; Salmoniformes; Salmonidae. The record is from the annotation of a GenBank genome assembly.